AUGUCGGAGCUACCAGCAGCAGCAGAGAAGGAGCGAAAAGCAGCAGCAGCAGCAACAGCAGCAGCAGCAGCAGCAGCAGCAGCAGCAGCAGCAGCAACACAGGAUACAGUGCAGCAUGCAACAGCUGAGGCUGUGAAUCUCCUUCUCGAUGACAUCGAUGCGCUAGCAACAGAAAAUGCUCUUCUUACGGAUAGCGGUGCGGGCUGUGAGGGAGGCGACGAUCCCCGCCUUGGCUACCGUCACCGUCUGCUGCUCCAUCACCUCGUGCAGAAUUGCCCUGCAGCAGCAGCAGCAGCAGCAGCAGCAGCAGCAGCAGCAGCAAUUGGAGCAGCAGUAGCAAUAGGAGAUGCAGCAAAAGCAGCAGCAGCAGCAGCAGAAACACCAAACCCAGCAGCAGCACCACCACCAAACCCAACAGCAGCACCACCACCAAACCCAUCAGCAGCAGCAGCAGCAGCACCACCACCAAACCCAUCAUCAUCAUCAUCAUCAUCAUCAUCAUCAUCAUCAUCAUCAGCAGCAGCAGCAGCAGCAGCAGCAGCAGCAGCAGCAAACCUAGCAGGUCUCCACACAGCAGCAGAUGAAGCUCGCUUCUAUGGGGUCUGCCAGCAGCAGCAGCAGCAGCAGCAGCAGCAGCAGAAUAAGCAAUGGCAGCAGAAUAAGCAGCAGCAGAAGCAGCAGAAACAACAGCAGCAACAGCACCAGCAAAAGGAGCGGCACCAGCACCAGCAGCAGCCACACCAACAGAAUGAGCACCACCACCACCACCAGCACCACCAGCACCAGCAGCAGCAGCAGCAGCAGCAGCAGGAGCAGGAGCAGCAGCAGAACUGUACCUGUGAUUUGAACUCUAUCUCCUGGCCUGCAUGCGUCAACAAGAUCAUCAUAAGCAUAUACAGCACCACCACCACCACCACCACCACCACCAGCAGCAGCACCAGCAGCAGCAGCAGCAGGAGCAGCAUCAGCAGCAGCACUGUACCUGUGAUUUGA
Eimeria mitis is the source of this 993-nucleotide messenger RNA. RefSeq lists its product as uncharacterized. The record is from RefSeq and is a predicted model, not a curated record. The transcript has 5 exons. The coding region runs from base 1 to 993 and encodes 330 amino acids. NCBI's taxonomy places the organism in Eukaryota, Apicomplexa, Conoidasida, Eucoccidiorida, Eimeriidae.